AUGAUAAACGUAUAUAAUGGUAAUAAAAACAUGAAUGAUAAUGAAAUAAAUACAAAAAAUGCAUGUAUGAGUUCUUAUUCCUAUCAAAACAUGAUUAAUAAUAAAAACAAUUUAAAGCCCAGAAAAAACAAGGAUGUUGACAUAUCACAAAAAGAAGAUAUAGAAAAGAAAAAGUAUGAAAGCCAAUUUUUCAAUAAUAACAAUGGGAAUAGGAAUAAUUAUUACCACAGGAAUUAUCAAACUGUGGAUGAAAUAAAUUACAACAAAAAUAAUAUGCACCAAACAUCAUAUGACGAAAUAAUUUCAAAGGGUGUAUAUGAAUAUCAAAAGCAUUUUGUGCAAAAAAAUAAUAAGAAUCAUAACAAUUUUCAAACAAAUAUAUAUAAUAUAAACGAAAAAGACAAUAUUUCUAGUAGUAUCAACAAAAGUCUUUACUACAGUAAAUUAAAAUGGGGAUCGGUAGAUGAAGAAUCAAGAUCAUGUGAGACAAUAAAAAAUGGCAUAGACAAUGAUAAUGGUAGUAAUGAUAUUAAAAACUGUUUUAAUCCGCUAAUUAAACGAAACAACGAUGCAAUAAGAUCAUUUACAAUGUCCGAAGAACAACAUAAUAAAGAAAACGGUAAACAAAACUCUGUACAAAUAGAUUAUGAAAAAGGUACGAUUUACGAUUCACAACAAAGUUUAUUAGAUAAUGAUCAAAUGCAAUUUCAUGGGCUUUCUCAAAAUACUAUAAAUAUUAAUUCAGAUCAAAAUAUUUCAGAAAUAUUCAAAAAUUAUAUGUCUGCAGCUGGGGAACAUCGAAUCCCUAUUGAAAAUAAUAACCACAGUGGAGAGUAUAAAAGGGGACAAGUUUUAUACACGAAUGUUAGGAAUAACAAGGAUAGCGUAUAUACGGACGAUCAUAAUAUGACAAGUGAAUACAAAAAUAAUAAUUCGAUGUUCAAUGUAAAUGCGAAGAAUUCUGAUUAUUACCCUUAUCAAUACAGUUCAUGCGAAAAUGGUGUAUUAAGUAGUACUUCAGAAAUUAUGCAUAAAUCAUUUUCCCAAAAUGAAUGGGACAAUUUUAAUAGGCACGAGGAGCAUAAUUCAGAUAUUAAUAAUCAAAAAUUUUCAAUGAAAUAUGGAAAUAAAUUAAGUAACUUGUAUUCAUAUGGGCAAAAUAGUAUGCAUAAAAAUGAAGAACUAAAUUACUUGUCUGAACAGGAACAAACGGAGGAAAAUGUCGAUGUGGGGGAAAUGACAAAAACGGGAAUCCAAUCUACUGAGGGGAAUAUUGAUAAUAUUCAAAAUGCUAGAAGUAUAUAUAAUUUGUCAAAUAUUAAUCUUAACAAUUUAAAAAUAAAUAGUAUGCAUGACAUUUUUUCACAUUUAAAUGAUCACAAUAUACAUAUUCCUAAUGAUAGCAUGAGAAAAAUAAUAGAAGAUAAAAAGGGCGUAACUAACCAUGGAUUGAUUACAGUUAAAGUUUUAGAUCAAAAUUUUAGUGAGAAUUGCUCAGAGGAUGAAAAAAUGAGAUUUAUACGAAAUUUAAAUUCCACAGAUCGUCACGUCUUAAAUAAGGAUACUUAUUAUUCCCCGGAUACUACUACUGCUAAAAAUAAUGACAAUAAUCAAAAUUAUUAUGAUAACAAUUACAAAUGUGUUAAAAUGCUAAGGGGAAAUGAUAAUUCUUUAAGCCGAUGUAAUAUUAUGCAGAAUACAAAUUAUAAUUUUUUAAAAACAGAUUCUGCAUUUGCAUUGAAUUUAGAACAAAAUUCAAAAAUAGAAAAUGCAACACAUUCAAAAGAUAUACUUUCAAAUUCCCAUGCUAAUAGAGCAAGCACAGACGCAAAUGAUAUUAUUAAAAAAUAUAAAAGUGGAAAAGAACGCCUAAGUAAAUACUUACAAGAUCAAUACAAUCUGAAUGAAAUAAAAGAUUGUCUUCCUGAACCUAUAUUGUAUACCGAUCAAAAUUUUGAUGUACCUAAUAUUAUUCAAGGAUUGACAAGAGAAAAUAAAAAUGGAGUUAUAACAAAUUGUAACCAUGAUACUAUAAUUGAGUAUAAUAACAAAUGGAGAGUAGUUAAUGGAAAAAGAUUUUCAAUAAGUCCUAAUGAGCACAUUAAAUCCGUUGAAAAUUCCGCAAAAAAUUUCGAACAAUAUUUAGAUAAAAAAAAUAAAGAUACAAUAAAAAUGCUCAGAAACUGUAAAUUUAAUUCAAUGACAGGAAAAUUAACAAUAAACCCAAUUAAGGAAGAUGAUAAUAUAAAAGACGUAAAAAAUAAAGUUUUUGAUUAUCAUGACAUUAAGAAUUCUUACCCGGUGCAUUACAAUACAAAUGCAAAAAAUGAGAAGGGAAAAAAUGAACACAAAUUAAUUAAAAAGCAAAACAUACCAUUAUGUGGAGAUUAUCAUUUAAAACACAAAAUUAAAGAAUUCAUAUCUCAAAAAAUAAAGGAUUGCAUAAACUUCAGUAUCCUUAAUUAA
Molecule: messenger RNA, 2466 nt
Organism: Plasmodium berghei ANKA
Lineage: Eukaryota; Apicomplexa; Aconoidasida; Haemosporida; Plasmodiidae
Product: conserved Plasmodium protein, unknown function
Exons: 1
Coding region: 1-2466 (821 amino acids)
Source: RefSeq, a predicted model, not a curated record